Triplophysa rosa is the source of this 2588-nucleotide messenger RNA. It is a transcript of the gene grhl2a, whose product is annotated as grainyhead-like transcription factor 2a. Gene Ontology annotation, molecular function: RNA polymerase II cis-regulatory region sequence-specific DNA binding; DNA-binding transcription activator activity, RNA polymerase II-specific. Lineage: Eukaryota; Metazoa; Chordata; Actinopteri; Cypriniformes; Nemacheilidae. Gene Ontology annotation, biological process: regulation of transcription by RNA polymerase II; neural tube development; brain development. The transcript is spliced from 16 exons. Gene Ontology annotation, cellular component: nucleus. The record is from RefSeq and is a predicted model, not a curated record. Bases 201 to 1988 code for a protein of 595 amino acids.
AGACCUGCCAGAAUUAAAACAAUCUUCCGCCUCAUCCUGAAUGUUUGACGGCUGUCUUUGUGCCGAGCAGACGGAGGAUGCUGUAAUGAGAGUCGGAUGCCAGAAGUUGUUUGACCUGUAGUCCGAGUUUUCCUCCAACUGCUCUUUACAUCCUCACCGACCUGAAAGUCCAGUUUCUCAGCGAGAGGCCAGUGCUGCACAUGGCUCAGGAGGAGAAUAAGCGUCUGGUGGUGGUGGUCCCAAACGAGAUGUCCGUUCCGUCACGCCGUUCCUUCACCAGUGAAGAUGAAGCCUGGAAGUCUUACCUGGAGAACCCGCUGACUGCUGCCACCAAAGCCAUGAUGAGCAUCAAUGGAGACGAAGACAGCGUGGCUGCCCUGGGUCUCCUUUAUGAUUAUUAUAAGGUUCCUAAAGAGAAGAGGAUCCUACCAGUCUCCAAACUCCCAGACGAUCAUGAUAAGAGGAAUGGUCAUGAUAGCCUUGAAUCCACUGACUAUCAUGUUCAAGUCUUGAAGUCACUUCCUGUCAACCUGUCUCUGAACACUGAUGCUCACACUGCAGAAAGUAAACAAGAUCUGUUCGGUGCAGCGGGUGUCGUGGCCACUGUGAAGGCUGAGGUUUAUGCUCAAGCAUUCGCCGGCCAUCACCAACAGCAGGGCCUUCAGUAUCAACGCAUGCCAUACCACCAACCUUUGCAGGAGGCGGCGAGUGUCAGCCAUGACGGCUACUUGAAGGAAGAACAGUGCAGCACUCCAGAUAGCACCUUUGAUGACUCAUACCCUGAAGAAACUAUGAAGUACAGGGUGCCCACCACACUAGGUGCCCAAGAUUUCACCCAGGAGCAUCCAGGGGUAGACAUGUUUCAAUACACGAUAGAAGCCAGUCGCUCGGCUCGCGAGAAGGCCGGUGAGGGGCCUAUGAUCUAUCUGAACAAGGGCCAGUUCUACGGCAUCACUCUCAGCGAGACCGGAGCCAAUAAAGGCCUUCGUCAUCCCAUCAGUAAAGUGCGGAGUGUGGUGAUGGUGGUGUUCGGGCAGGAGAAGUGUCGAGAUGAACAGCUGAAGCACUGGAACUAUUGGCACACCCGCCAGCACACGGCCAAGCAGAGAGUCAUUGACAUAGCUGACUAUAAAGAGAGCUUUAACACCAUCACUAACAUUGAAGAAAUCGCUUACAACGCCGUUUCCUUCACCUGGGAUGUCAAUGAAGAAGCAAAGGUUUUCAUAACUGCAAACUGUCUGAGCACAGAUUUCUCCUCGCAGAAGGGAGUAAAAGGACUUCCGCUUAUGAUCCAGAUAGACACGUACAGUUAUAAUAACCGAAGUAACAGACCCAUCCAUAGAGCCUGCUCCCAAAUCAAGGUCUUUUGUGACAAGGGAGCUGAGAGAAAAAUACGUGAUGAGGAGAAAAAGCAGCUCCGGAAGAAGGUCAAAGGUCAGGCUGUUGGUGGACAAGGUCAUGACGGUAAGAGAGGAAGUUUCACAGCAUUACCUCAGAGGAAAUCAGAUAUUACACUUUUCAAAACCAUGUCGGACCUGGAGUCUCAGCCAGUCCUUUUCAUCCCUGACGUUCAUUUGAGCAACCUCCAGAGAGCCGGUCAGGUGUUCAGUUAUGGCGUUGAAGAAAAGGAGAGUGACGGGGUGGGAAUGAAAAGAAUGUUUAGAUCUUCAGAGGCUGAUAUUUGUUCUACACCCGCCAAAUACAGCAGAGAAGAGACGAGAGUCCUGCUGUACGUGAGGAGGGAAGCCGAUGAGGUUUUUGAUGCACUAAUGCUCAAGUCUCCAACACUGAAGAGUUUGCUUGAGGCAAUAUCAGGGAAAUAUUCUGUUCCUGUGGAGAAGAUGACUAAAAUCUACAAGAAAAGUAGGAAAGGUAUCCUGGUCAACAUGGACGACAACAUAAUUAAGAACUAUUGCAACGAGGACACCUUCAUCUUGGCCAUUGAAAGCCAGGCUGACUGUUUCCGGGUCACUCUCACCGAAAUAUAAAUGUGCCCUGAUCACAUGAUUCUGGGAUGGAAUGGGACCCCAAAGAAGCACAUCACUCAUUCUGCACAUCAGUGCUCAGUUUGACUAAUUGGCAUUAGCGGAGGAAAAUGUCUUUGGAAUUCAUUUACUAGGGAUAUGCACUUCAGUGGAGUUUCUGGUAGAGUUUAACAUGAACUUGACAAUGAACUACAUAUAAAACACUUUUCACUUUUCAUCAUAUGCCAGUCAAGUUUCAUUUUUAGACUUUUGGUUAUAUGGUGUCUCCCCCUUGUGGCCUACAGGAUGAACAUUUACACUAAGUAGCUGACUGCUUUACUGUUAAUAAAAAAAUUCUUUAUAAGUAUCAAAUAUUUACCCUUCAGGAGAUCAUUACCCUUAAUAACAUCAAAAACUGGCCCAAAUGUUGCCUGCCGUAAGCAAGCAUGUUUAUUGCACAUGCCAAGCAAUCUUUACCUAAUGUGUUAUUUGGAAUGCAUGUGUAGUUUACAUACAGUCGUGAUUGUGAUGUAUGUUGUUGUCUUGAUGUCUUUUUUAAAACAUAAUUUGUAUAUAUUUUUAUGCCGUUAUUUUAUCUGUUGAAUAAACUCACAAGUAUAUUCA